CUUCCUCAGUUUUUGCCCGCUAUGUCUUCACCGCCUAUGGAUUUCCCGUCGUCUGACGAUGGAGACGUUAACAUGCAAGAUGUGGAUCAACCUCAGCCCCUUUUCUUGGCUGGUACGCCCUCCGUGGCGGGUACGCCUUCACGUCGUGGUCGCGGUGAGAGCGGGACGGUCACUGGAACGCCAACUAGUAUCAUGGCGAGAAGAGCUAUGGGGAUGAGUACUCCGAAGAAAGCGCCAAGGACGCCUUUGUUUGCGCCUGGAUCGUCAUCACCGGCCAAAAAGACCCCGACGAGAAGGUAUCAGGCCUCGAGUAGUAUUGCUGGCUCUAUGCGAGAUUCUGAACCCCUUGAUUUCCCUUCGAGUCCGGUUGCAAAUCCCGCACCAAAGAACAGACGUGGUGAUAUCCACUCUUCCUUGAGCCUCACGCCCACUCGCGUCCGUCAUGUCCCUCGCGCCCCGCGCCCUCACGGCAGCAACCUCGAUGGAAUCCCCUCCUCCGACGUCGAUCACCUCUCCAUUCCUGCCUCCGACGCCCCUCAACUCUCUGCCCCAACAGCCCCCUCUGAAGAGCCCGAUGAAAUCCGCGCUAUCUGGGGAACGACGGUCAACCUGGCAGACACAAUGAAGCAUUUCCGUGAUUUCCUCAGAAACUUCAAACCGAAAUAUCGCACGACCUUUGACCGCGAGCGUGGCGUGCCGACGAAGGCUUCCAUGAGUCCCGAAGAGACCGAAGUCAUACUGUACGAGAAUUAUAUGAGGAGAAUGAGGACGACCGGAGAGACAGAUCUGAAUCUGGAUAUUGUGAACCUAUUGGCGUAUUGGCCCAGCAAAAAGCUGCAUGGGCAGUUGGUCAAGUAUCCUCAGGAGGUGGUCCCCGCUAUGGAUCAAGUGUUGAAGGACAUGAUGCUGGAGUUGGCGGAGGAGGAUCAGAUGGCCGGGAUGGAGGGGAUGGAGGGCCAAGAGGGCGAAUUAGAGAUUGCAGAGAUUAUGGGCAAGGUGUAUAAAGUGAGGGCACUCGGUCUGCCGUCUUCGAAUAUGCGAGAGUUGAAUCCUAGCGAUACCGACAAACUUGUCUGCAUAAAGGGGCUUGUCAUCCGCGCCACGCCCGUCAUCCCUGACAUGAAAACCGCCUUCUUUCGUUGCCUCACUUGCUCGCAUACCGUCCAAGUCGAAAUCGACCGUGGCAAGAUCGACGAACCUGCGCGUUGCCCGCGCGACGUCUGUGCCUCCGUCGGUACGAUGUCGCUCGUCCACAACCGGUGCGAGUUCGCGGACAGACAGGUCAUUCGUCUUCAGGAGACUCCGGACGCGGUUCCCGAUGGCCAGACCCCGCAUACGGUGUCGUUGAGCGUGUAUGAUGAGCUGGUGGACGUAUCGAAGCCGGGUGACAGGCUCGUCGUGACUGGGAUUUAUAGGAGUGUGCCGGUGAGGGUAAAUCCGAGACAGAGGACGAUGAAGAGCCUGUUCAAGACUUUCCUCGACGUCGUGCACAUCCGGAUCGGACAUGAUGGGAGACUCGGUAACGAUAGAUCUACGCGGCCAGCCGGAGGGGAUCGCAUUCCCGGAGUUGGUGGAAUCGGAGGAUACGAUGAGGAAGAGGAGCAGGAGGGAAAGGUUACGAGGAAGGCGGAAAUGGAGGCAAAGUUGAAGGAAUUGAGCACGAGGCCCGAUAUCUAUGAUUUGUUGUCGAGGAGUUUGGCGCCUUCCGUGUGGUCGAUGGAUGAUGUGAGGAAGGGAAUCUUGCUCCAGCUGUUUGGAGGGACGAAUAAGAGUAUUGCGAGGGGUGGUGGCGGUGGCGGACCGAGAUACAGGGGAGAUAUCAACGUGCUGUUGGUUGGUGACCCAGGUACCGCUAAGUCGCAAAUCUUGCAGUAUGUGCAUAAACUUGCCCCACGAGGAGUAUACACAUCAGGCAAGGGUUCUUCUGCUGUUGGUCUGACCGCGUACGUUACGCGAGACCCGGACUCCAAACAACUUGUAUUGGAAAGUGGUGCCCUCGUCCUCAGUGAUGGCGGUGUUUGCUGUAUCGAUGAAUUCGACAAAAUGUCCGAUGCCACACGCAGUGUCCUGCACGAAGUUAUGGAACAACAAACUGUUUCCAUAGCCAAAGCAGGCAUCAUCACCACCCUCAACGCCCGUACUUCUAUCCUUGCAGCCGCUAACCCUGUCGGCUCAAAAUACGAUGUCAAUAUGCCCAUCACCCGCAACAUCGACCUACCACCCACGUUGAUCUCCCGUUUCGACUUGCUGUACCUUGUGCUCGACCAAGUCGACGAGCACGUCGAUCGGAGACUGGCUCAACAUCUUGUCAGCUUGUAUCUUGAGGAUGCACCGGAAACCGGCGGACAGGAUAUCUUGCCGUUAGACCAGCUGUCAGCCUACAUCUCCUACGCUCGCUCCCGCAUCCAUCCCGCCAUCACCAGCGAAGCCUCCGAAGAACUUGUCCAAUCCUACCUCAAACUCCGCAGCGUAGGUGGCUCCGACCCCAAAGCCUCCGAAAAACGCAUCACCGCCACCACGCGCCAACUCGAAUCCAUGAUUCGACUGUCCGAAGCUCACGCCCGCAUGCGAUUCUCCACCACCGUCGACCUCGACGACGUCCAGGAAGCGUAUCGGCUCAUGCGCGACGCGAUCCGGACGAGCGCGCUCGAUCCUACGACGGGCAAGAUCGAUAUGGGGAUGUUGAAUACGGGGACUGGGCAGGGACAGAGGAAGAUGAGGGAGGAUAUGAGGAGAGAGGUGUUGGCAUUGUUGGAUGGUAUGGGCGGGGGCGCGGCGAGCAGUAGGGGUGUGAAGUGGGGAGAUGCGGUGCAGAAGUUGCAGGAGCAGAGUAGUGUGAAGAUAGAUGCAGGGGAGUUCAAGGAGGUUGUUACGAGGUUGGAGCAGGAGGGGCUGGUCAAGAUUGUAGGGGAGAGGGACAGGAGGACCAUUAGGAGGGUGGAAGGGGCGUGAGGUAGAGUAUCAUUCUGGUGUACGAUAAUUACGACAGCGAGGGCGAUUUGGUGGUUAGUUUCAUUCUUACGUUUUUUUCUGCUUGCAUUGUGUGUACUCCUUUUCGUAUACCUCGCGUUCAA
Messenger RNA from Stereum hirsutum FP-91666 SS1, 3074 nucleotides. RefSeq names its product MCM-domain-containing protein. Gene Ontology annotation, biological process: DNA replication; DNA strand elongation involved in DNA replication; mitotic DNA replication initiation. Lineage: Eukaryota; Fungi; Basidiomycota; Agaricomycetes; Russulales; Stereaceae. The record is from RefSeq and is a predicted model, not a curated record. The transcript has 8 exons. The coding region runs from base 22 to 2952 and encodes 976 amino acids. Gene Ontology annotation, cellular component: MCM complex; nucleus. Gene Ontology annotation, molecular function: single-stranded DNA binding; ATP binding; single-stranded DNA helicase activity.